ACGAUGGUUUCCUCUUUUUUUUAAUACUAUCUUCGCUCCAACCAAGGAGGGGGAAUAUGAAUAUAUCAAACUAAACGAGCUAACAACCGGUGCUAGCUACAGCUCUCCCUACCUAUAAAUAUAACGCAGAAUCCAAAAGCCUAAUCCUUGGAUAAAAAUCUAGCUAAACCAAGGAAUAAAGGAGAGCGAUAAGGUAAGGUGUCUCUGCCUGUCAAGACUCGAGAAGACAGCCGCAAAACGGAGACAAAGGAGACUCUUUGUGGCGUGACCCCUGAGUCCGUGACCAUGAAGCCACGUCCACCGGCGCCGGGGCCGUCGUCUGCUUCCGCCGCGCCGGCCAGGCUCCGGCCGCACCUCGCGCGGCUCGCCUCCUUCCUGAUCGUCUUCGCCGUGGGCUACUCGCUGGGCCUCCUGUCGUCGUCCACCCGGCCGUCCCCAAGACCGUCCCAGACGACGAUCAUACGGCCGCACGCCGCGCACCUCACCGACGCCUCCCCGGCGGCGGCGUCGAACGGAACCGCCGGCGCGGCGGCCGUGUCGAGCUCGAGCUCGAGCUCGAGCUACCCGCCGCGGUCGCCUCCGCACGACCUGUUCCGGUUCAAGGAGGAGUGCGGGGAGCCGGUGCCGAGCGACGCCGUCGUGCGGACUCUGCUCGACAAGCUCUUCGACGGCGAGAGCCCCUACGCGGGGUUCCCUCCAAACCACACGGCGGCUCUGCUGCACCCGGCGGCGGCGCGCCCGCGCGGGUGGGGGUCUACGGGGGCCGUGUUCAAGGAGCUCAUCGAGGCGGUGCGGCCGGAGGUGAUCGUGGAGCUGGGCGCGUUCCUGGGCGCGUCGGCGCUGCACAUGGCGGCCGUGUCCAGGAACCUGUCCCUGUCCCCGGCCAUCCUCUGCGUCGACGACUUCCGCGGGUGGCCGGCGUUCCGGGACCGGUUCCGCCGCGACGUGCCCCCGCAGCGGCACGGGGACGCGCUGCUGCUGCCGCAGUUCAUGUCCAACGUCGUGGCGGCGGCCGCGGCCGACGACGACGACGACGACGCCGUCACCAGGCCGCGCGUGCUGCCGCUGCCCUUCUCGACGGCGUCCGCGCUGCGCGCGCUGUGCGAGUGGGGCGUGUACGCGGACCUCAUCGAGGUGGACGCCGGGCACGACUUCCACUCGGCGUGGGCGGACAUCAACCUGGCGUGGGCCGUGCUCCGCCCCGGCGGCGUCAUGUUCGGCCACGACUACUUCACGUCCGCCGACGACCGCGGCGUGCGCCGCGCCGUCACGCUGUUCGCCAGGGUCAAGGGGCUCACCGUCCGGCCGCACGGCCAGCACUGGGUGCUCUCCCCGAAGCCCCCGCGAGGAGGGCGUGGCGGCGACGACGCCCGGCGACGCGUCCGUAGCCGUGUUCGUAUCGUACUUGGAGUUGGAGGUACAGGCGUGCAGCACCCCACCACACCACACCUCGAUCAAAAGCCGACGAAAAAGGUUGCGCCGCCCCCGCCACUGUUCUCUUCUCUGACAGCACUCUCGUCUCAACCACCAUUGCUUUUGCUGUAACAUUCUUCUCUAACUACACGGGGAUAUCAUAUAUAUAUAUAUAUAUAUAUAUAUAUAUAGAACUAUAUAUAAUAUAAGAACGCAUGCAUUUGUUCUCGUCUGUGAGAUGAUUAUAUUCAAACACGAAACGUUCAUGUGUAGUGUAGAUAUGGACACGGCAAUUUCAAGUGUUUUCUGGAGCAUCUAAAGCUGGUUAGAUGGAAUGUUGUUGUUGA
Molecule: messenger RNA, 1760 nt
Organism: Sorghum bicolor (sorghum)
Lineage: Eukaryota; Viridiplantae; Streptophyta; Magnoliopsida; Poales; Poaceae
Exons: 2
Coding region: 286-1545 (419 amino acids)
Source: RefSeq, a predicted model, not a curated record